ACCGUUGGCCGGCGAUCCGGAAGCAAUGCCUCGAGAUCCGGAAGUUGGCUGCGCCGGGGCGAAGAUGGCGGCGGUUCUGGGCAGUUUCCGCGCGUUUUCCAGCGGCAGGUCGUUGUUCCGGCUGAACCAGGCUAGUCGAAUUCCAGUUUUGAAUUAUGCCAGCCACAAUAUAACAAUCGUACAUCUUUGUGGUAAAAGUCUAGCAUUGAUGCCUUCAGCAGGAAUCUAUUUGAGGUGUCCACAUUAUAGCACAGCUCCCCUGGUAACAGUAUCAGAUGAACCUGAUGCACUGUAUAAGAGGAUUUCUGUGUUGGUAAAGGGCCAUGAUAAAGCUGUACUGGAUAGCUAUGAAUAUUUUGCUACACUUGCUGCGAAAGAGCUGAAUAUCACCGUUGAUAAAGUGUAUGAACCUGUAAAGAAAAUUGAUAGAAUGACACUUCUCAAAUCUGUUCAUAUUUUCAAGAAGCACAGAGUUCAGUAUGAGAUGAGAACAUACUACAGAUGUAUAGAGAUCAAACAUUUAACUGGAAGCACUGCAGAUGUGUACUUGGAAUAUAUUCAGCGCAAUCUUCCAGAAGGCGUUGCAAUGGAAGUGACCAAGACUUUGUUAGAAAAGCUACCGGAGCAUAUUAAAGAACCUAUCUGGAGAAUUCACUCUUCAGAAAAUGAUGGCAAACCAGAUAGUUAAAGCCUGUGGACAUUUUCCUGUAACUGUUUAUUGUAUUUAUUUUAAAAUACCUUAUAAAUGAACUCUUGGCCAAGUGUUUCAUCUUUGUGUUGGAAUAGCUGGUCUGUAUAUCCUGAAGUAAAAAUUUAUAAAAAACUUAGAUGCUGCAUAGAAGUCUUAGGAAAUUCUAUGUGGAGCUACUAAAGUGUAGUAUGUAUGUAAUAUGUUGGAAAUUAAUUAAACAUUCGGGUAUUUGUCCAAGUACCCUGAAUUAGAAAUGACUAAAAAAAAAUCAAUAAAUUUGUUUGCCAGUAAGGCUACCGAGACUAGUUCAGGGGAUGUGGUGAGAUUAAUGUGGUGACAUGGGGUGGGAGGAAUUUCCUUGCACUGACCCAGACUUGCUGGCUACACUGUGACACCGGUUGAUGCUAUCUAAGUAAUAUUAAUUACAAAACCAGAAUUUCUGUAUAAUCGCCAAUGCAUUAUUUAUAAUAAUUAGGGUUUUAUUGUUUAUCCCCUGGUAUGCAGUCCAACGACACUUUAUUUUGGUCAAUAAGUUCAUUAUACUUAUGGAAAAUGGACUCCUAUACUUUGCCACCAUGGCUGGUGUUAACUGUAACCUAAUGUGGAGACAUGAGAUAAUGUUUUAGGAGGAAAAGAAAGAAAUGGAGGUAUACAUUAUAAAGGAAGAUGCUGGUUGAUGUUGAUUAGCAGGGACAGCUAAAGGCUCAAAUACAUAAUUCCUUGAAGAUGCACAUAAAACAGGAUGAAGCUAUAAGAAGUCCAUAGUAUUUUCAAUAUUACAAAUAGGAGCACAGUAUCUAAAGAGGAAUUAAUAAAUUUGUGUAAGAUAAUGGCUAAGCUAAAGUUUCAGAACUGUGUCUAAAUUUGGAUGCAUCUCGAAAGAACAUCAAAUCAACAUACAACAGAGAUUCACCCAGUUGAUACUACUUUCAACAAGCUAAUCAUAAUACAGUAUUAGAGUGUGUGACUGUUUCCAUCAGCAGGUAAGACAAAUAAACACUGAUUCAAUAUAUAGAAAAAUGCAAUAAAGAAUUGAUUAGAAAGGAUUCAUCUAUUUGGAAGAGAUUGAGAUAAAUUUCUUGUAUUGCUACUACCAAAGCUUUGCUGCAGUGAAUGGUUGAGAUGGAGGCCUUUAUACUUAUUAAGUGAAAAACUGAAUAACUGAAGUAGGCGAUAACAGCAAGACAUCACAAAUUUUCUUUAAUCACUCUUAACAAAGAGCUAACACACACAUAAUCUAAAUGGCUUGUGUUGUAAAUUUUAAAUAUGUAUAUGCCUGAAGUGGUAUAUAUUUGCCAGUUGUCUUUUCUCAUUUAUCCUCAGGAAUUGGUAAUGCUGUCAAAGCCAGCAUGUUUCUAUAAGUAUAAUUUCUACACUUACAUACUUCUAACAUUGUAAAACCAGGUAAUUGGACAAAUCAAAUUAAAUGUAAGCGAAUAUCUGAAAUAUUGAGGCGAUUAGCAUAAUUAUGGAUAGUGAAAUAAAUAAAGCAGCUGCUUAAAUUAGAAAUUUCUGUAUACACUAAAUUGAGAAUUAUUUAUAUCAGAUGGUAUAUGUUUAUCAUAUAUAUCUUAUUUCCACAUCUUGGACAUAUAAAAUAAAAUUUACCAUUAGCUUUGAAAUGGAAUUUAUCUGCAGAUAAAUAGAUACUUCACUAGGUCCCUAAUUCUGUGUUUCCACACUUUAUUCAUGAAGUAUCAUGUUUAAAAUCUAGACACUAUUACAAUGCUGAACAAUCCUGGUAAAAACAAUAAACUCCCUCCUUUCUUUGUUCACAGUUGGUGAUUAAAUAAAACCAGAAAAAAAACUUUCUGAACA
This is a messenger RNA of Stegostoma tigrinum, 2509 nucleotides long. RefSeq names its product mitochondrial ribosomal protein S10 (gene mrps10). Gene Ontology annotation, cellular component: ribosome; mitochondrion; mitochondrial small ribosomal subunit. The transcript has 7 exons. The record is from RefSeq and is a predicted model, not a curated record. The coding region runs from base 26 to 688 and encodes 220 amino acids. Lineage: Eukaryota; Metazoa; Chordata; Chondrichthyes; Orectolobiformes; Stegostomatidae. Gene Ontology annotation, biological process: translation. Gene Ontology annotation, molecular function: structural constituent of ribosome.